GUUGAUUUUUAAAAAGAAAAACAUAAUACCGUGCCGCGUGAACAUCCGCAUCACUUUAGAAGAACAUCGGGGACAGAAUCGUAAAAUCAUGAAGCGCCUGUUGACGAUCAUCGUUCUCAUGGCUGCUGCCUCGACCAUCGAGGCAGAAACAUUUACGGUCACCGAUCACGUGUACUUGGACAUUAUGAUUGACAAUCAUCCGGCUGGGAGAAUAGUCAUCGGACUGUUCGGCGAUAUCGCACCGAAAACCGUGAAGAACUUCAUCACUCUUGCCACUACCGGCGUAGCUGGAAAGAAAUACACGGGGACCAGAUUUCAUCGUGUGAUAAAGAAGUUUAUGAUACAAGGUGGUGAUGUCGAGAAUGGUGACGGUACCGGUUCCAUAAGUAUAUACGGCAAGUAUUUCGACGACGAAACCUUUGAGGUAAAACACAGCGGACCAUUGUUCGUCAGUAUGGCGAAUGCCGGACCGAACACCAAUGGCUGCCAGUUUUUCAUCACCACCAUAGCGACACCUUGGUUGGACGAUCAUCAUACGAUAUUUGGAAAGGUGGUUAGCGGUGAAGACGUUGUCUUCAAGAUCGAGCAGACCAAAACGGAUAGCGAUGACAUUCCUCUUGUUCCUGUAGUCAUUUACGACAGCGGAACUCUCCCAACAGAAUCGUACACCGUAUCAAACAAUCCAUACGACCUGUGGGCGUGGAUCAAAGCAACCAGCAUACCACUGGGAUUCAGCUUCUCGAUUCUCGCGUUUUUUCAUUACAUGAUGAAACAAUUGGAUGCCGUCUAAUUGAUAAUACCGAGACGAGAAAGACUGAUUUAAAAACAGCAGAUUCAUACAUGUUAUUCAGAGAUUUCAUAUAUUUUUUUAUUAUAAAUUAAAACACGCAAAAA
Messenger RNA from Pseudomyrmex gracilis, 894 nucleotides. Its product is annotated as peptidyl-prolyl cis-trans isomerase, rhodopsin-specific isozyme-like. The transcript is spliced from 5 exons. Gene Ontology annotation, biological process: protein peptidyl-prolyl isomerization; protein folding. Gene Ontology annotation, molecular function: peptidyl-prolyl cis-trans isomerase activity. The record is from RefSeq and is a predicted model, not a curated record. Gene Ontology annotation, cellular component: intracellular membrane-bounded organelle. NCBI's taxonomy places the organism in Eukaryota, Metazoa, Arthropoda, Insecta, Hymenoptera, Formicidae. Bases 89 to 790 code for a protein of 233 amino acids.